Molecule: messenger RNA, 2563 nt
Organism: Pygocentrus nattereri (red-bellied piranha)
Lineage: Eukaryota; Metazoa; Chordata; Actinopteri; Characiformes; Serrasalmidae
Product: hippocalcin-like protein 1
Exons: 4
Coding region: 512-1093 (193 amino acids)
Molecular function (GO): calcium ion binding
Source: RefSeq, a predicted model, not a curated record
GGCGUCCAUUCAAAGUUCCCGAGCCCGUGUUGAGGGUCCAGUGCUCUGCUGAGUGAAGGUCUGUCGUGGUUCUCGUGUUCAGGUGAAGCGGAGCCGCUGAUCCAGCCUAAAGCUCCUCUAGCCUCAGAGAAGCUCAGCCGAGCCGAGAGCGGUCCACCCUGCCGGGCUUUUCUCCCACUUCCUUUCUCGCGUCUCCGCUGCUUAGGCGGUUUCACUCUCGCUCUAAUCCUGCACUUAAAUUCGCACUUAGUUGUGGAAAAUGCACUUGUGGUCACAGCUAGCGUAGGAGAGGGAAGGCGAGGAGGCUCGUAUGGGUGACUGGACGCUUCUUCAGCCUUUCAUCGACUUCCAGCACUCACAGAAAGUGGACUUGAAGACGAGAAGUGCAAGGUCUGAGGAGAUAAGAGGAAGAGCAGAGAAAAAACAAGCAGGAGUACAAAAGAGCCGUGCUGUGGGAAAAGGGAAAGCGUGAAGUAGAGAGAAAGGCCUGCGAGGGGAUCAGCUAGGAAGCAUGGGGAAACAGAACAGCAAGCUGCGGCCCGAGGUGCUCCAAGACCUGCGGGAGAAUACCGAGUUCACUGACCACGAGCUGCAGGAGUGGUAUAAAGGCUUUCUGAAGGACUGCCCCACAGGUCAUCUCACUGUGGAAGAGUUCAAAAAGAUCUAUGCCAACUUCUUCCCUUACGGAGAUGCCUCCAAGUUUGCCGAGCACGUGUUCAGAACAUUCGACACCAACGCCGACGGGACUAUUGACUUCAGGGAGUUCAUCAUCGCGCUGAGUGUGACGUCACGAGGGAAGCUAGAGCAGAAGCUCAAGUGGGCCUUCAGCAUGUACGACCUGGACGGCAACGGAUACAUCAGCCGAGCAGAGAUGCUGGAAAUUGUUCAGGCUAUCUAUAAGAUGGUUUCUUCUGUGAUGAAGAUGCCAGAGGAUGAGUCUACUCCAGAGAAGAGGACAGAUAAGAUUUUCAGACAGAUGGACACCAACAAUGAUGGAAAGAUUUCUCUGGAGGAGUUUAUCAAAGGUGCCAGGAGUGACCCCUCUAUUGUCCGCCUUCUCCAGUGUGACCCCAGCAGUGCCAGCCAGUUCUGAGCUUCAGCCAUUGUGAUUCCGGCCGGCAUAGCACAUCCUAAUAGUGUUCAUUUAAGUGCAGAGUGCACACUGUAAGUUUUUAUGUCACUGUGUAGGAAUUUUAUCACUGUAGUCAGUAUGAGAUUCACUGAUUCCUUCACAGCAUGUCACAGAACCCCUGGUUUGGUUUUGUGGACCUGUUUGCAAUUGUGGAUUUUGAGGAGUUCAAGAGCUCAGUCAUCAGUCCUAGUACCAUUAUGCUUCAGAGUACCACAUAUUAUGGAAUGGGAAUGUGGUGUUGUGUAAUUUUCUCUGCGUUUGUGAUUUAAUGGUUAUUGGAACAAUUGGGAAAAAAGAAUGUGUUUAUGAGAAGGCAGCACUGUUAAGGACUGUCAUGUUCAUUUUAGUGAGCAGUUUAAGACUGAGUUUAAGCGGGCAAGUUCUAAGUGUAAAAUGAUCUCAGUCUUUUGUUUUAGCUGGAUUUUUAAAAUUCCAUCCAAGUGUUAUAUUUGCAUUGUUUUGUGCGUAUUGAUAAGUUUCUGGUUGAAAAUGCAAGCAUUCUCUAGAUCCACAGCACCCUUCAGAUUCCUUCUCCUGGACUGCAUGGACGUUCAUCAGUGUGCCUUUGUGAGUGGCUGUUCUUUUAUAAAUGCAAUGGAUUGAUCCUGUUCGUGGUUCUGCAUUUUGUCAGACGGUUUGCUUACAACCUUGCUGUUGCAUGUUUUUUGACAAAAUUUUUAUAUUACUGUUGUGGUGAAUGUAAGGACUGUACUGAUAUUGUUUUGUAUUUUUUGCCAUUACUGUUGUAAAUAGUGCACCCCCUAUGGAAUAUAGUGAAGCCCAAUGUGAACGCCUUGUUCUUUUUCCUUUCCUUAUUCUUCUCUCAGUGUCAUAUUACUCUGCCAUCAGAAAAAGACGCAUUAUUUCAGCGUGCCACAUGCUGUAUCUUCAUGCACUACCUGUCAGAUAGCACAUUUCAGUAAUGUAGAUUGCGCAUCUGGGACUUUGUCGUUUUCAGUUUUCCGUUUCCCAUCGCCAUAGAAACAGGCCUGUCAUAAGAUGCUACUUGACGGAGAUUGGGAUGCUUCUGACCCCACGACUGGCUUUCUCUAGCACAGUCAUUAACAUGGCAUCAGGAACAUGUCAAGCGAAGUGUCACUGGAAUCUCCACUGUGACUUCUCAGACGUUAAGUAAACACUUCUGGUUAAACAGUGUGAGAAUGAAGGAAAAAUCGAGUCUAAAUUGUGAUCAUAAGCGUAAAACUUAAAUCCCUCUAUGACAGUUAUGACCCUGGCACCAGAGCAGAGCAUUAAGCCAGCUAGCUUUGACAUUUUUUUUGUUCUACACUGCUGUUCAUGGUUAUAACAGAUGUCUUGCAGUAUUUAUAAAGAAACUGUAACCGUGCUAUUAAUAUAAAAGCUCUGGAGUGUUAUUGUGACAAUUCCCCUUUUGUUUGUAUUAAAAUGUUGUGCUUCCUUUUUGGAUUGAAA